This is a messenger RNA of Selaginella moellendorffii, 791 nucleotides long. RefSeq lists its product as uncharacterized. Lineage: Eukaryota; Viridiplantae; Streptophyta; Lycopodiopsida; Selaginellales; Selaginellaceae. The transcript is spliced from 3 exons. The record is from RefSeq and is a predicted model, not a curated record. The coding region runs from base 40 to 672 and encodes 210 amino acids.
AUUAAAAGUUCAUGUCAUUAGGGUGCGGUGUAGGAUAGCAUGGCGAUGGCCACUACUACGGCUGGGGCGAUGGCUUGCACGAUGCCCCAAGCGCGGCAUUACAAUGCCGCUGGAAUUUGUGGUAGAGUAGCCGCUCCUAGGGCUUGUCCACGGCCGAUUUCGCGAUCUCACGCUCUCGGAAGCACCAGCGCUGGAGGAUUUCGGCCUCUCAGAGCAGUUGCGACUGCGGAUCCAACGGCUUCUUCUUCCCCAUCGUCGGCAGUGCAACAGAAGAAGCAGUAUCACUUCUUGCUGGCCAACGCGAAGUUCAUGCUGGACGAGGAGGAGCAUUUGCAGGAGCUCUUGAGAGAGCGCCUCCGGAACUACGACGAGCGUAACAAGGAGCAAGAUUUCUGGCUGGUGAUAGAGCCCAAGUUCGUGGAGAAAUUCCCAGAGAUGUCGGCUCGGCUCAACCGGCCCGCUGUGGCUCUCGUGUCCACUGACCCCGUCUGGAUCACAUUCAUGAAGCUCAGGAUCGAUCGCGUCUUGAAAGGCGUGAUCGAGGCGGAGAGCUUGUCGGAAGUGGCGGAAUCGAAUCCAAUCGACGUCCAGUUCGAUCGGCCGGACAAAUGGACAGCGCCAUAUCCAAAGUAUGAGACUGGAUGGUGGACUCCAUUUUUGCCCCCAAAGUAAAUGCGAGAGAAUAUUCCGCGAACGUUUGCCCUCGCAUAUGCUCCAGAAUCUUGCCUUGUAGCUUAUACUCUAGAAUCUUGCGACACGUGUAUCAAUGACAUUGCAACGUUUAGGCUAAA